CACAGCUUAACUGGGGGUUGUUGCUGAUUGAGAAGGAGCACAGACUGAAAACAAGACCACAUUUUGGUUUUGGUUUUUUAAAAAUCCCUUGUUCUGGCUAAACCUAGGGCUAUGCAAGAGAUUAAGGCCACUUUUUCCAAUAGCUACAAGAACCCUGCAUUUGAGGGGGAUGCUGGAAGUGACAUUCUGAACAAGGAAAAUGAUACUGCAUUUAGGAACAGGAACCCAGAAAGAGGCAGUUCUCUCCAUCCUAACCAUUAUGAUACAAACAUCAGUAUUGAGAGUGAGAAUCAAGGGAAUACACAUGAAUCGGAAGAAAAGGAGAAACCUGGGUCCAAAGGGUAUCUCAAAAAGAAAUAUGAUACGGUCGUUCACUUUUGCAGGAAACAUAAAACCAGAAUCCGAUAUGUGAUUUAUGGAAUAUUAAUAGCAGCUUAUCUGGCAAUGGUAAUUGCGGCCUGCAUCUUGAACUUCCACAGAGCCUUGGCCCUCUUCGUACUCACUCUCCUAGGCAUCUUCUUCAUCUGUUGGGACUUUUUGAUAGCCAGAUAUGAGGACAGAAUUGCAGAAUCCCUUUCUCCCUGUAGAAAUGUUCUGAAAGCACAGUGGUUUUGGCUGAAAUGGGUCAUGUGGAUUGCUCUCGUAGCUGCCAUCGUGUGCUGGCUUGUCUUUGACACUGCCAAACAAGGAACCAAGCAGCUCAUUUCCUUUGGUGGACUUGUAAUGUAUGUUCUUUUGAUGCUGAUCUUUUCCAAGUACCCAACUAAAGUUGUGUGGAGACCAGUACUCUGGGGAAUGGGAAUGCAAUUUGUUCUCGGACUAAUCACAUUGCGGACAAAAGCAGGAUUUGAGGCCUUCAGUUGGCUUGGAGGGCAAGCACAGACUUUCUUGGAAUACACAGAUGCUGGCGCUGAGUUUGUGUUUGGUAAAAAAUAUACUGACCACUUCUUUGCCUUCAAGGUGCUGCCGAUAGUAAUUUUCUUCAGCACGGUGAUGUCUAUGCUUUACCACAUUGGAUUCAUGCAGUGGCUAAUUAAAAAGGUUGGCUGGGUAAUGCAAAUUACCCUAGAGACAAGCCCAGUUGAAUCUUUAGUUGCAGCUGGCAACAUAUUUGUGGGACAGUCAGAAUCUCCUCUCUUGGUGAAGCCUUACUUGCCCUAUGUUACCAAGUCUGAACUCCAUGCCAUCAUGACGGCAGGAUUUGCAACCAUUGCUGGAAGUGUCUUAGGAGCAUAUAUUUCUUUUGGCGUUUCAGCUUCCCACUUACUAACUGCUUCUGUGAUGUCGGCACCAGCAGCUUUGGCUAUUGCCAAACUCUUUUGGCCUGAGACUGAGCGUCCCCAGAUAACUUCACAACAGAGUACAAAACUGGAAAAGGGAGACUGCCAAAACCUGUUGGAAGCAGCUAGUCAGGGUGCUUCUGCCUCCAUCUCCUUGGUAGCGAACAUUGCUGUGAACUUGAUUGCCUUCAUUGCCUUGCUGGCUUUCUUUAACGCAGCCCUUUCUUGGCUGGGGAACAUGUUUGACUAUCCGAAGUUGAGCUUUGAGGUCAUUUGUGCCUAUGUCUUCAUGCCAUUUUCUUUCAUGAUGGGCGUAGAUUGGGAAGACAGUUUUAUUGUCGGUGGACUUCUAGGCUAUAAGACUUUCUUCAAUGAAUUUGUGGCUUAUGAAGAACUUUCAAAACUGAUCAAGCGGAGGAAGGCAGGAGGGGAUCUGUAUGUCAAUGGCAUGAAACAAUUCAUGAGUAUCCGUUCGGAAACCAUUGCCACUUAUGCACUCUGUGGAUUUGCAAACUUCGGUUCUUUGGGAUUGGUAAUUGGAGCACUGACAUCCAUGGCUCCCGCCAGGAAGAGAGACAUUGCAGCAGGGGCCUUCAGGGCUAUGAUUGCUGGUACUGUGGCCUGCUUCAUGACAGCUUGCAUUGCAGGAAUAUUAUCUGUUGCAGAAGAUCCAUGCACUGCUUUACUAGAAAACUCCAACAACUUCAACAUGACUACAAAUAGCACAGAAAUACUUACAUGCUGUUCAAAUCUCUUUAACAGUACAAACAGUUUGACAGAGAUCUUCUUAAAAGCAAACAACAACUCAAGGACCUUGGCAGGAUGCUGUAAACUUCUGGACCAACCCACAGUUAAUUGCAGCUGGAUCCCUACAUUCUCAUAAACUGGGGCACUUUAUAUAAGAGACGUUCGCAGGACUUUACCUCACCAGCAGCAAAACAGAAUGACAGUGGAGUCGUUGCCUUGCUGCUAUAGAUAGGACAAACCUUGUUUUCAAUGUAAACUAGAUUGACAAUUAUGUAAGUCUUCCAGUGUCGUUGGACUCACUGGGUGAGUAUCCGUGUUCCAUAUCUCUUCAUAAGCUGUUGGGUCCUUGAACUGGCCAUGAUGAAGGACAUAUUUAAACAUUUCAAGCUGUUUCACAUAUUUAUUUUAAACCAUUCUAAAUAGCUCUCUCUCACUGUGGGACUCCAAACGUUUUGCUCUAUUGAAAUAAAAUUACUUUAGUAUGGUCCUAAGCAUAUUUAUACUCAGAACUAUGCCCCAGUUAUUUCAGUGGUACUUACUUCCAAGUAAGUAUGAUAAUGUUUACAGCCUUCUUCCCUCGUAGCUUUUAAAAAAUGUGUGGUUCUGUCACUACAUGUAUUAAGAAACCUACUUUCAAAUUAGCUUUGCAUUAUUUACCCAUGUAUCAAAAUCUCCCCAAACCAUGGCAUGACAAGUGUUUCCACUAAUUUUGGAUCAGAAACUGUUGCCAUUGCAGUGGGAGUAGGUCUGCCAGUGUGUGAGCAGUAUUGGAUAACUGCCCGUUGUUAGAAAUUAACAGAAGGGCACAUAUACACAAUCAUUUUUGAUGCUGGUGUCAUCAAUUACUGCCAAAUGAAAAGAGUUUUUCCUGGACCAAAUGCUAGAGCAAUGGUGGUUACCAAUGCAAACACCUGCUGUUAUAUUAUUAUGUGUACAAUGAAUGCAUCAUAAUAUUGAACUGCAUAAAUACAGGAACUGAUCUUACAACAAAAGACCAAGAAAGAUCAACAAUGCUUGUAUGCAUGCUGUUAGGUCAAUUAACGUGGUUUGAGAAAGAUGGUCUCUUAGCUGCUAUUGUUGGAAUCAGAAAAUAUAAACACUCCACACUCCAAAACUAUAUAAUAAGACUUCCAUAAGACUUUUUGUCAGUUUCACUUGAUAUUGGAGGCUUUUGCACUGUGAGAUAACUUAGGCAGGGAUGAAAAAGGGGGUCACAAGAUGGCAAGUGGCUUCGUGGGUUUUCCCACCAACCACAUCACACCAAAUAACCAACAAGGAUUCAUGACACUUGUGGAAUCACAUUCUGAGGGCCAAGCUACACAUUACUUGUUGUUGUUGUUAUCGUUAUCAUUAUCAAAAGCAGAUGCUGGACACUGCAGUUAGGAGCAGAGAAAGGGUGAGUGAGUUGUACAACCCAUUUUGCUGCUGGCAAUUUAUCCUCACAAAAUCAGCCAACGGUGAAGAAGCUGUUUGGGGGACAGUUUUCCAGAGGAAGGAUUAAGCCCUGACUCCCCAUCCAGCCUUCCCCCACUCCUGAUUACUCAGCAGCUGCUUCUCAUUGAAUAAUAAUAAUUUAAAUGGAGAGAAGAAAGUUAUAUGGUAAUGGAACGCCACGUAAUGUAUAGUUUGGCCCUGACACAGCAAUUGCAAUGGAACUGAAUAUGAUAUCUGCAAGAAGAAUCCUAGUAAUGACAUAUUGCUAUUUUAAGUGGUGAUAAAGUGAAAUAUCCCUUCAACAGAAGCACAACCACAAAGAAAGCUGGGUGGAUGGUGUGUAAAAUAAUGGGAAACACUUACUUUCUUACACUAUGACCUGGUUUGCACCUAAUGCUAACCCAAGGUUAACCCUACUCAGAUUUGUUGCUCUACCCAGGGCUUGUCUGGAAGACUAUCAAAGAAACCAUGGUUUAUUUUCUCAGUCCCUGGAUUGUUUGUUUUCCUUCUCCUUUGCCCGCUCCCUCCAUAUAUACCAAAUGCUUUUGCAGUGCUGUAGUAAUGGCAUGAAGAGCAGUUGGGUUGGUUGGGUUUUUUUUUAUCUCUCUUGCCUGCUGCCACUAAAGCCUGGUGAAAUGAACAAUUCACAGUUCUGGAUUCACAUGUAAUGACAACCCAUGCUUUAAACAACUCAG
Molecule: messenger RNA, 4156 nt
Organism: Elgaria multicarinata webbii
Lineage: Eukaryota; Metazoa; Chordata; Lepidosauria; Squamata; Anguidae
Gene: SLC28A3
Product: solute carrier family 28 member 3
Exons: 18
Coding region: 112-2163 (683 amino acids)
Biological process (GO): pyrimidine nucleoside transport; purine nucleoside transmembrane transport
Cellular component (GO): plasma membrane
Molecular function (GO): pyrimidine- and adenosine-specific:sodium symporter activity; purine-specific nucleoside:sodium symporter activity
Source: RefSeq, a predicted model, not a curated record